AUGGAGCCUUUGUCAGGCACAGGUGGCCGCGCAGUGCCCCAACUGCAUUUGCCCAGCGCCACCGCUAACCCCGACAGUCGAAACUCAAACAGUGCUCCAAAUGGUGGAUCUGUUAGCGAUCGUCUCCCUCAUCGAUCAUCUCGACGGCAGCCGGAGACACCGACAACGUCGCGGAUGGGGAAAGUGAUGCCUGCGCGAGUUUCUGGAGCAUCCAUGGAGUUCCUGGAAACACCUGUGCUCCCCCCGAUGCAGCUCCGGCAUUUUCAGGUGCUGCAUCCGGCAAUUGACGAAUUGGCAGAUGAACACGGUGAAGACUUGGCGCGUCUUUUGCUGAGUCGGUGGUCGAUUCACUCGGGCGAGGAGCAAUUUGCUUCGAUCUCGCUAUUUUGUGAGAUGAAGUUGAACGAAGCGAAGCGAAUGGCAUCUUGGGCUGAAGCACCCAAUCGAUUCUACACCGUUGUAUGUUGUCAGUUGCUUGAGAAGUACAUUUCACGCAUAGCAGUUAGCAAAGCAACUCACAAUAAUGUCGACCCAGUGGCAGCUACAGUAGGUCAGAGCAUCGCCUUCUUGCGAAGAGUUCACGCUGAGUUGGUAGCAUCGAUCUUCUUGCCCCCAACACAAACUCAAGCACAAGAUCAUGCAAUCAAGGGUGGUGGACUGGACUACGAACACCGCACACCAUACUUUACGGAAUUUAAACGUCUUCGCCGUAAAAUGCAAGCACUCGUUACGACCGUAAGAGAACGUGAAAGCACACGUACGACGCGUCAACAGCUACCUGGUAAAGUGAGUAAGCUUAUAGCUCAUCAAACUAAGCGCCGGGAUCGAGAGACUCUCGCGCUAACUUUUCGUGGAUGGGCCAACGCAAUGACUGCUCAGCGUCAAAUUCGCGCGCUGAAAAUUCAAGGCUUUCAAAGCAUGCGCAGGACGAACCUCAUUGCGUGGUUUCGUGUCUGGCGUAUCGAAGCACUGAGACGAGCGUAUCACCGGGAAAGUGCCGAUUAUCAGACGAUGUUAUCCGUCACUGCUGCAUCCUUGAGUAGGAAGGAUAUCGCGAUUGCUGAGGCUGAAGCCAAAGCAAAAUCUAUGGCUCGGAUCAUCGACAGCUUAACCGUAUCCAACAAACAGCUUUCGUAUCGUGUGGAUCACUUAGAGAAUCUUUCAGCCGCUGCUGCCUUUACUGGUGGUGGAGAUGGGGAAGACGACAACCACGGCAUAAACGACAACGACAAUGGAAGACACCAUGGUGGGGACAACGGAAACUUUCCUCUUGGACGCAGACGCGAAGCGAACUAUGAGCGGAUGGACACGUUGCUCGCCCAAGAUGAUGAACGCAUGGAUCGCACUAAUCGUAUGCUGCUAGAAACCAUGUUCGGCAUGGCACGCAUGGUCGAAACGAGCGCCAUUCAGAUGUCCAAAGACAUGAUGGACUCGCUUGAGUAUCAGCUGGACGGAAGUGUACUUCAGCACCUUGCUGAAAUGAUCCAGACAGAAAAUGAGCUCAAAGUGAAGGCUGACGCUGCUGAUGGUUCGGUGAGCCUUUCGUCGCUAUAUUUCAGCAAAAGCAUCGGAGGUCGCACAUCGACCGCGUUAACCACGAUGGCAUCACGCACAACUGCGGCAAAACCAGCACGUUAUCGUGCUGUCACUGUCCGUGACCUGGCCCAAAUGCCGAUCGAUACAUUGUUGCUUUACUGGUUCCGGAUGCACUUAAGUUUGUCGUCAUCAGUUGAGAAACCUGCCGACCGGACUGUCAAGAACUUCACGUCUGAUCUCGCCGACGGUCGACGCCUUUCCUUCUUGUUGCAUCGGUUGUUCCCGUCGUGGUUCGACGCCUCGAUGGUUCAUGAACUAGACGUCGAUCAAAGACUGCAAAAUAUCGCUACUUUCCACGAGCGCGUUCAGCCGCCAUUGCCACAAGUUGUCACCAGCGACAGCAUCCACGCUGCUAGUGGCACAGAAAAUGUCGCUUUCGUUGCUAUGCUCUUCGGUACCGCUGUGGGUACUGUUCGUAAGCUCAACAUGGAGAAACAGCGUGGGGAUUUCCUCAAUAUCGUUACGACUUGGAGACGCGUUCGUGGUCUACUUCUCGAGGUAAAACGGAUGAACGACAACUACGACGCCGGGAUGGUAGCUCACCUUCUCAAAGAGAUGCGGACGUGCGAAACGCUCUUCAAACAGCUGCAUUCCGAGCUGAAUCAAAUCGCUGUGACAUCGAAUGAAGCCUCCAGCGCACUCUCACAAAUCGCUUACAAGGUACUUGCGAUAACCUGGUCUUGCGUCCGUGCACGCGAUAUUCUUCCAAACGCUCCUCUGGGACUAGUGGAUGAGCGGACACAUGAGCGUAUACGUGAGUUCUCCCGUGUCGACAGCGCGUGCAUUCGCGGACUACUCGUCCACGACAGCGAAAACGCUUUCAAUCUGCUCAAUCAAUCUGUAGGCCGUAAAAGCUCCACCACGACGAACGCUGGGUCCGUCAUGCCGCCGUUCGUACCUGAACGAGAUGUUGGUAUUGCUACAGCUGCUGUCCGUCGCGCUCUGCACGCGUAUAGCCAGGAUCUCAACGAUAUCUUCAAACACUACAGUGCGAGUGGUGGGGCAGGAAGUCUUGCGGCAAUGAGUUUGACAGAAUUCAACAAGUUCAUCAAAGACUGCUUCACGGGAGACAAGCACAUCACAUCUCAAGUGGCUGACAACAUCUACAGAGCUGCCCUACAGCUGGAUACACCGGCAACGGGGGGAGCGAUAACUGAGGGGGGACCGGAACUUUCCGGUCGACAGUUUGCAGAUGCCCUUGUGCGGCUAGCAGCGAUAAAAUAUGCCCCGAUGCCAGCACCUCGAGGACCACGGGGAGGUCAUACUCGUGCUGCGCCAAUGCCAGCACUACCGCUAGACGAACGCUAUCGGCUUCUUAUGGAGCAAGAUAUACUUCCGAACGCUGUACGAUCUCAGCGUGAACUCUUUCGUGCCGAAGUGGCACAACCAAAAGUUCGCGAAGUUUUCCAACGACACAAACCUGUACUGCAGCGUAUCUUCCGCUACUAUGCAUCGAUGCAUGCUAUACGCGAACAGAACUCGACACUGUCGCUGUCUGCUUUUAUUGUCAUGGCGCGAGAUUGCAAGCUUAUCGGCAGUUUUGUGACGGAACAUACACUCAAACAAGUGCUUGUUAAUCUGCAGCGUGAUGAUGGCAACUCUUCUACAAUGACGACCGCGACAAUCAGCACAGAAGCCGAACUGGAAAUGCUGCGUGCAGACUUCAGCGACUUCCAAGAGGCACUGGCGGCACUCACCGAAUACGUGAUCUGCAACCCGUACGUCUCUUUACACAAGCGUGUUGAUCAGUUUUUGCAGGAAAUGUUACUUCCUCGAGCUCGUCAGAAAAAGAAAUCUGGUGAAUAA
This is a messenger RNA of Phytophthora infestans T30-4, 3402 nucleotides long. RefSeq lists its product as uncharacterized. The transcript is spliced from 9 exons. Bases 1 to 3402 code for a protein of 1133 amino acids. NCBI's taxonomy places the organism in Eukaryota, Oomycota, Peronosporomycetes, Peronosporales, Peronosporaceae. Gene Ontology annotation, molecular function: protein binding. The record is from RefSeq and is a predicted model, not a curated record.